Molecule: messenger RNA, 2343 nt
Organism: Dufourea novaeangliae
Lineage: Eukaryota; Metazoa; Arthropoda; Insecta; Hymenoptera; Halictidae
Product: nucleolar protein 11
Exons: 5
Coding region: 252-1997 (581 amino acids)
Biological process (GO): maturation of SSU-rRNA
Cellular component (GO): nucleus; nucleolus
Molecular function (GO): RNA binding
Source: RefSeq, a predicted model, not a curated record
GCUACGUCAUAAAUUGUACGUAACCAAAUCUGAACGUAAUAAAUUUAUUUCUACUCGGCGUAGUUUUAUCGUAGAAACGUUCUCACACAGCACUAAGGUCGAAGAACAAUUGGGAAAACAGGCUAAAACAUCAGUGAAGGAGAUGUUUGCAUUGGAAAGACGGCGAUGGUUAUCGGUGAAACUGAUUUUAGGUUGGCUUAGAUAGAAUAACAACACGUGUGCUAUAAAGAGGAUACUGAAACGCGUCUGCGAUGGCUAAACUCUAUUCAUAUUACACACUAUGUCCGCUUAUCGAUCAACAGAAUUUACUGGGCGUUGAACGAGAUUCGGAAAGUGGAUGUGCAAUUGUGACAUUAGGAAGAAAUAUUGUGAUUCGGUAUAAGCUACAAGACCCAAAGCAAUUAAGCAGUUGGACAAGCAAGGAUCGAUUAACAACGCAAGUUAUUUACGACGAAACAACGUGUCGUUAUGCAGCAAUAUUUAACGAGAAAAAAUUACGUCUUUGGUCGGAGAACGAAACCGAUCUAAAUAACAUUAGGGGUUACAAAUUUCAAUCUCCUUUACAUACGAUUCUUACGUUUGAAACAUGUCCUCCAGUGUUGGUACGCAAAGACGGUGCUACUGCCUCGUUAGAAUGGGCUGUACAAAAUAGAAAAUCCUGGAGCAAAGAAGGGAUAUUAAGGGCGGGUGACAAAAUUCUAGACUGUCAUUUGAUUUGUACAGGCAUCAAAGUUAGCUUAUGCUUGUUGACUAAAAACAAAGGGACCUACACUUGUGUUGUGGUCAAGCUGAACAGCGAAACUUAUUCUCAGGACACAGAUCGUGCAAGGAGAAUGGAAUUGAAGCGAAGGUCGGAAGAAUUGGUUGGUUAUACCGUGCUUUGCACCAAGAAAACAGCCUGUCUCCUGACACUAUGGUCCCAUGGUAGAUUGUACAGCCAUUCUUUGAUGGAAACUAGCAACGAAGCCAGCUUAAAUACAUUGGUCGGUAUUAUCAAUAACAUCGAUACCAAACACCCAGUCGUAAUGACUCCAUUGAACGAGGCGACCGUGGCAAUUUACGGAGCUGACGCUUCGGCAGAAGGAGCCGUAUUAAUGAUCUAUAACGUUCAAUUCAAGUUGGUACAGGACGCGCAGAAAUUGAAAUUAUAUACAAAAGAUGCAAAAUUGUGGAAAAUCGAGGACAAGUUAUUAUUAGCCGCCAAUAGACAUCUAGCAAUCGCGCCGUAUCACUUGGCACCUCAAAAGAUAGCGUCUUUGCUUGGUUCGUCGUUGCGCUUCAAAAGUAACGACGAGAACGAGGGGGAGGACGACGAUAUAGUUGUGAUACAAGAGUCGAAGUUAGCGCAGUGGGAAGGGAAGAAACCAGCUGCCUUGAAGCAGAUUCCGCAAUUAAUAGAAUCAAAAGACAUUGGAACUAUUGUAUGGUGUUUAAAUACAUAUAAAGACCUGCCAGAGAAAUUAUUAAUCGAUCUAUUGAUCUUUUCUCUUCGGAGUCCUGACAGUACAUUCCUACCGACGCAAAACGGUAAGAUCAAUGAUCUACCGAGGACCAACAAUUAUUAUUCGAGAAACGCAUUUCUUGAUAAAAUUUUUAGCCUCACUUAUUCCGACGUCUCUUUGGCUACAUAUCUGAAAAGUGGUUUGAACUUUGACGAAAUACUUCGGCUGUUGCAAUACUUGAUACAAAAGUUAGAUGACCGAGAACAAGAUUCUCCUUACGACGAUCUCGCGCAGGAGCCCGCAGAAAAACAGCUGUACGAAUGGUCUAGCCUUUUGUUAGAGUCUCACUAUCAGCAGUAUGUAUUGUCGCGAGAUCCGGAAGUGUCGAUGCUUCUCAAUAAACUUAACUAUGUCCUAGACGAUCAUCUACGCCUACUAAAAGAUAUGGAGAACUUGAGACCUCUCUUAAACCGGACCAUUAAUGGCAAGUCAUUGAAAUUGUUACAGAAAAAUCGUAACAAGUUCUACGCAAUAGAGGAUAUUAAACUUUAUUAACAUGUAACAUAAUCUAAGAAAUGUAAAGAAAUGAUGGAAGAGAGAUAAUCUUCCUCCUCGUUCAAACAGGAAGUUUUUUUUACCAUUUUUUCACUCGAGACUUCUUCUUUCAAGUAAAAGAAAAGUCAAAAGUUUUAAAGAUUGUGCCGACAGAUCAGGAACACACACUAAUAAAUACAGUAUGUGCAUGCGUCUUGUCUUCGUAGGCAAAAGAGUCACGUGUAAUACCUGCACUCAAGCCUGGACCAUCUUGUGACACUUCAUAAAAAAGCACACACUAUAAAUUGUAGCACAUUAAAUCUGAUUACUCGUUCAAAUCCACAAGGGAUCACGGGUAGACACAACA